UUGAGUUUUAAUAAACGGGUAUUCUAGGAAGAACUAGGCGUUCUCAAAUGUGUUAGCUAACGUCCAGAUUAAACUAUGCUAACCGUUUAGCAAUGAGCUAACUGACACUGUCAAGCAGUGUGAAUGUGUUGCUUGAUUGAAGCUGAUAAAGAUGUCUGAGGCUAUUAAUGAGAAGAUAAAAAAUUACAGUACUGCUCCCUUUGACGCCCGAUUCCCCAACACCAACCAGACACGCAACUGUUACCAGAACUACCUGGACUUCCACAGGUGCAACAAGGUCCUGUCAGCCAAAGACCACGAUGUCACUGCUUGUGAGUGGUACAAGAGGGUUUACAAGAGCCUGUGUCCCAUAGGCUGGGUUGAUAAAUGGGAUGAGCAGGUAGAGAAUGGAAGUUUCCCUGGGAAGAUCUAAAAUCAACAACUGUUAUCAACUCUGGAUAUUUCACAGCAGGACAUACUUGCACCUUUACCUCUGAGUAGUGUGCCUAAGGAUGUCCAAUAUCACAUCAUCAUUGAUGUUACCAUUACUAAUUUAAACUAUAAAUGCGCACAAAUUUUUACCCUGCAUGAUGAUGUCUGCAGUUUGUUUUCAGGCUCAGCUGUAAACUGCUCUCCAGUAUUGUUUAUUCAAUAAAGUACAGAUUUAAUUAAAA
Messenger RNA from Monopterus albus (swamp eel), 653 nucleotides. It is a transcript of the gene cox6b2, whose product is annotated as cytochrome c oxidase subunit 6B2. The transcript is spliced from 4 exons. The coding region runs from base 152 to 412 and encodes 86 amino acids. Gene Ontology annotation, cellular component: mitochondrion; respiratory chain complex IV. The record is from RefSeq and is a predicted model, not a curated record. Lineage: Eukaryota; Metazoa; Chordata; Actinopteri; Synbranchiformes; Synbranchidae.